Messenger RNA from Paramecium primaurelia, 2706 nucleotides. The record is from the annotation of a GenBank genome assembly. NCBI's taxonomy places the organism in Eukaryota, Ciliophora, Oligohymenophorea, Peniculida, Parameciidae.
AUGUAACCCAUUUAUAAUCAAACAUUUUCAACACCAAGAUAAUAAGUUUAAAUUUCACCAUAACAAUAAAUCAGCAAUAAUUACAAUUAAUUAAUGAUGUAAUAUUCUGAAUUAGAAUAAGAAAUGUAUACUCAAAGAACAGAUAAUCAUGUUAAAUAUUAAUAAAUUGUUACCAAAAUUGACAACAUUUAUAAUGAAUUAACCUACAAUAUAAAUUAACUUCAAUAUUCAUCACGCUAAGAUUACUAAUAGUUACUACAAGAAUUAAAAUCUCAAAGAGAACAAAAUAUUUAAAUGUUGUCAGCUAUUGCAUAAAGACAAUAAGCUAAUAAAUAAUAAUAAUUUAAUGGAAAUAAAUAAAAUUAAUCUGAAAAUUAUUAUGAUUAUAUAGAUUAAUAGGAAUAGUAAAUUAUAGAAGAUCUAUAAACUUUAGAUAGCUACAAACAAUAGAAAUAUGAUAAUUAUGAUCUAAUGCCAACCAAUUCAAGAAUUCAAAUGAAUUAUUUGUCACCUACAAGUCAUCAAAGAAUCAGUUCUAAUUACAAUAGCAUUUAACAACAGAAAUAACAUACACCUUUGUUAUCAACUCAUUAUUCAUAAAAUACACCAUAGGGGCAAUAUUUCAAUUAAUUAAGAUAAAAUUAUGGUAUCAUAGAAUUUUCAUAAAAUACUAACUCUGAUUAACAACAAAAAAAUAAUUUAUAUAAACCUUAAUAUGAUAAGAUAUAAUAAUAAGCAAAAUACUAAAUAUAUACAUAGGGAGAAUAUUUAAAUAAAAGUCCAAUUCUCAUUACUAAUGAAGAAUAUAUAGCUGAUUAAAGAAAUUCAUAUUAUCCAAUGAAUGUUAGUGCUUAACCAGAUAAUGAAUUGUCAAUGCAUUAAUAAAUUUAACCUUAAAAAUCUUCUUUAAAUCAAUUGGGAGUUAUUCCAAUGCAUAAACAUAAACCUAUUUUUGAAUAUUAAGUCACUAAUAAAUCAAGGAUAACCGAACCAAAUUAAGGUUAAAAUAUUAAAGAAGUUUCAAUAGAAAAAUAACCAAUUCUUAAUAAUGAAUUAGAAUAUUAAUUAUUUCAAUAAUAAUAAACACCAAGUAGAAGAUAAAAUUCUUAGUAAAGUCUUCCUUAGAAUUUUCACUUAUAAUAACCUAGUUAGAUUCAUUAAAAAGAGAAAAUAUUUGAUUUAUCGAAUAUCAAUUUGAGUAGGGAUAAAUCAAUAAUAAUAUAAUAAUAAUAAUAAUAAUAAUAAUAAUAAUAAUAAUAAUAAUAAUAAUAAUAAUAAUAAUAAUAAUAAUAAUAAUAAUAAUAAUAAUAAUAAUAAUAAUAAUAAUAAUAAUAAUAAUAAUAAUAAUAAUAAUAAUAAUAAUAAUAAUAAUAAUAAUAAUAAUAAUAAUAAUAAUAAUAAUAAUAAUAAUAAUAAUAAUAAUAAUAAUAAUAAUAAUAAUAAUAAUAAUAAUAAUAAUAAUAAUAAUAAUAAUAAUAAUAAUAAUAAUAAUAAUAAUAAUAAUAAUAAUAAUAAUAAUAAUAAUAAUAAUAAUAAUAAUAAUAAUAAUAAUAAUAAUAAUAAUAAUAAUAAUAAUAAUAAUAAUAAUAAUAAUAAUAAUAAUAAUAAUAAUAAUAAUAAUAAUAAUAAUAAUAAUAAUAAUAAUAAUAAUAAUAAUAAUAAUAAUAAUAAUAAUAAUAAUAAUAAUAAUAAUAAUAAUAAUAAUAAUAAUAAUAAUAAUAAUAAUAAUAAUAAUAAUAAUAAUAAUAAUAAUAAUAAUAAUAAUAAUAAUAAUAAUAAUAAUAAUAAUAAUAAUAAUAAUAAUAAUAAUAAUAAUAAUAAUAAUAAUAAUAAUAAUAAUAAUAAUAAUAAUAAUAAUAAUAAUAAUAAUAAUAAUAAUAAUAAUAAUAAUAAUAAUAAUAAUAAUAAUAAUAAUAAUAAUAAUAAUAAUAAUAAUAAUAAUAAUAAUAAUAAUCAUAAUAAUAAUAAUAAUAACAAAUACUUAAUAUAUCAUAAUUUGAAUAUCAUGAUAUAAAUAAUAAUGAUUAAAUUCUUCCUGUUGAAGUUUAAAAUUAAAAUUAACUAAAUUAAUCAUAAUAAAGUUAUAUGAUGGAUUUGCAUGGUAAUUUAGGCUAUGAUUAAUUUUAUUAAUAUCUCUGUUAACAAUAUCCAAUAAAAAAUUAAUACCUUUAAAUAAACAAUAAACCUAAUCAUGGAGAUUAAAGAAUUUUAAGAUAAGAUUAAGAAGCCUUAGAUUUAAUGUAGUAUAUAUAUUGUACUAUGUGUGAUUAAUUCAUUUCAAUAAAGUAAGCAAAUAAUCAUCUAAAUUUCUGCAUAAAUAAUAAACAAAGUAAAUAACCAUAGGAUGAUAAAUAUUUAGACUUAUUUAUUUGUUGUACAGAUCCGAUGAAUUAAUAUAUUGAAACUAGAGACUAAAAAUAAAGAAGAUUAAUAAAUGAAUUGACUAAGAUUAAAUAUUUAAUUGAAGUAGCUCUAAAAUAAAAAGAGUAUACACCUGAGCAACAGAAAUAAAAAUAAUAUUGCUUGUUUGCUCUUGAAAUCUUAAAUUUAAUAAUAGAAAAUCCAAAAAAUCAAUCUAUGAAUCAACAAACUUAAGAUUUAGUAAGUGUUUAUUAGGUCUUAGAUUAAUAGUAAUAUAACUUUUAUAAAUAGAUUGUUUUUUUAUUACAAAAAGCUAAUAUAAGAAUUUCUUAAUUAAUUUAAUGA